UCUCGAUAAUAUUUUCAAGAUGGAAAGUAGACCAGUCAUAGAAAUUGAUCUUGCAGACCAAAUGCCUUAUAAUAGUCCUAAAGUAAUUCCAAUUUGAGAUGAUGAUGAUGAGGGAUACGUAAAAAUAUUAGAUUCAGUUCAUAAAAGCCUUUCUCCAUCUGUAAAUGACCUUAAUUUAAGUUAUACAAAUUCAGAGUCCGAAUAUUCUCAAGAUUUAAAAUCGGAGUAUGUUAAUGUCGAAGAUCAUAACAAUCUCAAUAACCAAGUUGAAGACUCUGACAGUACUCAGUCGAUGAAGGACAUUGCCCAAGAGAAAAAUUACUUAAUUGUAGGCUCUCCAUUCGAGUGAGAGCCAAAUUCAGGAAGAAUGACAAAGGAUAGAGCAAACAAUACAGAUGAUUCUUAGGCUUGAAAAUGAGCUAUAUUUUCUCUAGCGCUUGCAAAUUAGAUGAAGAUGAAGUUACAGUCAUGAAGUACACGAAUGAAACUUUAAAGCAGCAACCUUCUGAAGAUUUUACUAAUAUUGAUGAGGAUGAGCCAUUUGCUUGAAUCAAGAAUUUCUCAACUCAAUAUGAGAAAUAUGAGAGAGAAGAGGGAGAGAAGCAUGAAAGACUAAAUACUGAGAUAGACCCUCGACUUUGGGGUGAUAAUUCCAGCGGAACAAAAGUUGUGAAAGUCUCUUGAUUAUCUCUAUCUAAACAAACACUUUCUUCUCAUCAGAGUUCUAAGUACUAUACAGGAGAUAUGUCCCCAGGAAUGAAAUUUCAAAAAUCAAGACACUCAAAAAUAAGCUCUUCACUCUUAAAUCAAUUUUUUAAAGAUAAGAAGAGGAUGUCUAAUAGCUGAGAGAAAGCUGAGAUAAGUUCAAACCCAUUUGUAGUUAAAAACAGGUCUAUUAAAAACAAAGAAAAUAAUGCUUUGAAUGUUCAGAAUUCUUUUAAUAUGACUCCUAAUCUAAGCAACCGACAGAAAGAGUUUGGAGAAGUCUCUUCUCGUAAAAUCCUCAAAGCCAAAACUAAUGUACAAGAUUAUAAAGAGAAGAGUGACAGCAGUGAUGAGAGUCUUGAGAUGGUUGCAUUUGAGCAUGAUUCCACUGAGAAGCCUAUUAGACCAGACAUUGAUGGCUCUGAAAACAUCCAAGAGCGGCAUUCUGAUCUAUACUCUACUCAUAACGUCUCGAGGAGAGUACCGAGAAUAAGCACUUUUAUUGAGAAAGGAGCUACUAAUUCUAAAAGAUUCGAAACAGACUUCUCAAUGUCAGUCUGAGAGCCAUAUAUUAAAACUGAAAACUCAUUAGUAACUAAUGAUUUUGGAGGCAUAAUAAAGAGAAGAGGAAGGCAAAGGUCUCAAUUUGAAAAAGGAGAUAUAUGAAUAAAAAAUUAUUUCACUCAAUGAGAUAAGGAAAAUUUUGAGCCACAAACGACUUACCAAACUCUUAAUAACAGCUUAAACAGUAUUAAUUUUGGCCCUAAAGCGCUUACCAAGGUACUUUUCCUCCUCACUCCUAGAAACCUAAUCAGAAGAAACUUGUAUAUUUCCCACAGGGCUUUAAAAACCCCCAGAAAUCAUCCAAAAAUCCAUUCAGCUUAUCCCACAUGGCCACUUCCUCCCAUGAACAAACCGUAAGCUGCAUCAAAAAGCUUCUAUCCAACCAAGAACCCCGCCAAAAACCACCAGGAGGGUUACGCAACUACACUACAACAGUCCACAACGAGUGCAUGCCAAAU
Moneuplotes crassus is the source of this 1727-nucleotide messenger RNA. The record is from the annotation of a GenBank genome assembly. Lineage: Eukaryota; Ciliophora; Spirotrichea; Euplotida; Euplotidae.